AUCACAGCUUUCUUCAUCUUCUGUAAUUUCUAACAGUUUGCAAAAUUCCAAUGAAAAUUUCCAUUUUUGCCUAUAUUUUAUUUUUCUUUAUCUUCUAUUUUCUUUCUGUUUCCUCUUCUUCUUCCGUCUCCGUCACGGUUUCUAGACCAUCUCCUCCUCCUCCAUUGUCCCUUUCCUAUGUCUAUAUAACAGUUCAGGAAGCGUAGGCAGUUCUUUCCUUCUUGUUCGUCUCAUCACCAAGUAGAGGACGAUGAAGCGUGGGAAAGGCGAGAAAAAGGCAACAAAGAGCCGAGAUGGCAGUGGUCAAGUAGUUCCGCUCACUGAACCGGUGGUUGUAGCUACGGGUACGGUUGGAACUAGAUCAUGGAUAGGAGGGCUCUUCACACGCUCCAAUAGACGUCAAGACAAGUCAUCAGUCGAUUACACUUUGUCUCCUCUUCAGGAGGAAAGACUUCAAAAGCUGCAAGACCGUAUGGUUGUACCUUUCGACGAGACACGAUUUGAUCAUCAGGAAUCACUAAAAUCAUUGUGGAAUGUCGCGUACCCUAAUGUUAGUCUCACGGGUUUAGUAACAGAACAAUGGAAAGAAAUGGGAUGGCAAGGUCCCAAUCCAUCUACCGAUUUCAGGGGUUGCGGAUUUAUCGCUCUAGAGAAUUUGCUAUUUUCUGCAAGAACUUACCCGGCUUGUUUCCGGAGGCUAUUGUUCAAACAAAGAGGCGACCGGGCAAAGUGGGAGUACCCUUUUGCGGUGGCCGGAAUCAACAUCUCCUUCAUGUUGAUCCAAAUGCUCGAUUUACAAAAUAACUCAAAGCCGAAAUGUCUUCCAGGGAUGAAUUUUCUCAAACUCUUAGAAGAAGACGAGAAAGCAUUCGAUGUACUAUACUGUAUAGCUUUCGCGAUGAUGGAUGCUCAAUGGCUUGCAAUGCACGCUUCUUACAUGGAAUUCAAUGAAGUAUUACAGGCGACUCGGAAUCAGCUAGAGAGAGAGCUUUCUUUGGAUGAUAUUCAUCGGAUUCAAGAUCUCCCUGCCUACAAUCUUUUGUUCCAAUAGUAUUUUUCUUAUAUUUUUUUUUUCUUUUUUUUUCUAGUUUGAUUUUUAUGUGUUGUACAUUAAUUGAAAUUUAUGAACGAAAUGAAAUUGAUUAACCAA
This is a messenger RNA of Camelina sativa (false flax), 1150 nucleotides long. RefSeq lists its product as uncharacterized. NCBI's taxonomy places the organism in Eukaryota, Viridiplantae, Streptophyta, Magnoliopsida, Brassicales, Brassicaceae. The record is from RefSeq and is a predicted model, not a curated record.